Messenger RNA from Lithohypha guttulata, 648 nucleotides. RefSeq lists its product as uncharacterized. The transcript is spliced from 2 exons. Lineage: Eukaryota; Fungi; Ascomycota; Eurotiomycetes; Chaetothyriales; Trichomeriaceae. The record is from RefSeq and is a predicted model, not a curated record. The coding region runs from base 1 to 648 and encodes 215 amino acids.
AUGGUUUUUGUAGUCGAGUGCGGCACCAUUCAGAACGGCGGGUUUCUGGAAUACUUCGUGCAGGGAUACGGUGAUCUUGAACUCCAAGCAGGUCUUGAGGACGACUUGAUGCUUGAAUUCAUCGAUAUCAGGAAUCGGAAACUUGUCAUUCCGUGUGUUGAGACAGGCGAGCCGGCACGUGUGACCAUGACGAGUCUCAGAGAUAUUGCGAACUUUGUGGCUGCGAGCUUAGAUUUGCCAAGAGGUGUGAUGACUGGGCAGAUUGGAAUUGCGGGUUGGACUGGGACAUUUGAGAAUGUUGUGGAUGUGUUGGAACGUCUUGAGCCGGCAGUGGAGGUUGAAAAGGUGUAUGUUACUGCCGAGGAGUGUCGGAAUAUGGCUGAGGAACACAGACAGACUUUCAGAGUGAAGAUAGGAAAGGGCGAGUUUGAUUUGGCUGCAUUCAGAGGUGAGAUGGUGGCACAGAUGUAUGCUGUUCUAUGUGGAGAGGAGGACAGUGGUGGCAUGGUGUGUGGGAAGACGUUGAAUGAGUUAUGUCCCGACGUGGAGACUGCAAAUCUGAAAGAGCUGUUACACAAGGCAUGGCAAAGAAGACUCCGAAACUAUCGAUCGACGGCAAGCUCCAUGAGCGACCACGAAUUGUCUUAG